This is a messenger RNA of Tetrapisispora phaffii CBS 4417, 1551 nucleotides long. It is a transcript of the gene EHD3, whose product is annotated as mitochondrial 37S ribosomal protein mS47. NCBI's taxonomy places the organism in Eukaryota, Fungi, Ascomycota, Saccharomycetes, Saccharomycetales, Saccharomycetaceae. The record is from RefSeq and is a predicted model, not a curated record. Bases 1 to 1551 code for a protein of 516 amino acids. Gene Ontology annotation, cellular component: mitochondrion. The transcript has a single exon. Gene Ontology annotation, molecular function: 3-hydroxyisobutyryl-CoA hydrolase activity. Gene Ontology annotation, biological process: L-valine catabolic process.
AUGUUGAGAUCGGUUAAGCAGAAAUCAAGUUUGUUAAAGAAUGUUUCUACAGCUAAUUAUAGAAGAAUGAUAAAUAAUAAACCAUUAGCAAAUAUUGAAAAUGUUAUGAAUGUGCCUGUUCAUUUUACUGUUAAAGAUACAGCAAGAAUUAUUACUUUAAAUAGACCAAAUAAAUUAAAUGCUUUGAAUACUGAAAUGUCAGAUUCUAUUUUCAACACUUUAAAUGAAUAUGCAAAGAGUAGUGCAACAAAAUUGAUUAUAUUUAACUCAUCUAAUCAACCGAGAUCUUUUUGUGCUGGCGGUGAUGUUGCUACUGUUGCAAUUGAUAAUUUAAAUCAAAAGAUAAAAGAUUCUAUUAAAUUUUUUGAAUCUGAAUAUUCUUUAAAUUUUCAAAUAGCUACAUAUGAUAAACCAAUCGUUGCUAUAAUGAAUGGUAUCACAAUGGGUGGUGGUGUCGGAUUAGCUAUACAUGCUCCAUUUAGAAUUUCCACUGAAAAUACAAAAUGGGCAAUGCCUGAAAUGGAUAUUGGGUUUUUCCCAGAUGUUGGUACAACUUUUGCUUUACCAAGAAUUUUAAAUAUUUCAAAUGAAAAGUUACAAAUGGCAGCAUAUUUAAGUUUAACUGGUGAAGUUAUUAAUGGCGAAGAUGCAUAUUUAAUGGGUCUUUCAUCACAUUAUAUUAGUCAUGAAAAUUUGAAUUCUUUAGAGACAAGACUAGGGGAAUUAUUAUUAAAUGAAAAGACUGGUACUGAUAGUAAUAAAGAAAAUAUUUACAAAAAAGUUAAUAUUGCACUUGAAGAAUUUUCAUCAGAAUUGCCUAAAGAUUAUAAGUUUAAAUAUAAUAAUCAUCAAUUAGAUGUAAUUGAAAAGGUAUUUGAAAUUGAUUCAAAGACAAGUAUUGAAAAAAUAUUGAAAAAUUUAGACGAUAUUAAAAAUCCAGAUGAAAUUGAUUUUGCUCAAGAGAUUAAAUCUAAACUAUUAACAAAAUCAAUUCCAUCAUUACAAGUAGCUAUUAGGUUAUUACAACAUAAUUCAAAAGAUAAUAUCAGUAGUGCUUUGAAGAGAGAUCUAUUCACUGCAGCAAAUUUCUGUUAUGCAUCAAAGAACCCAGACUCUCCAAUCGAAUUUACACAAAGUGUUAAACAUAAACUAAUUGAAAAAAAUAAAAAUGCCUAUAAUUGGAAACAAACGGCACCUCUAGAUCCUUUACAAGUCAAUUCUUUAAUUUCUCCUAGACCUUCACUCUUGACAGCAUUAAAGAGAAAUACUGAAAACAUUACUUGGAAUAACUAUCCAUAUCAUUCAAAAUUCCAACUUCCAAGUGAAUCAAUAAUAAAUAGUUAUAUUAAAAAGGUCAAUGAAACUAAUAGAGCAACUGAUGGUGAUAUAAGUAGAAGUAUUACUAAAAAAGAAGUUGUCAACUAUUUCACAAAUUACUCAGACGAUUUUAAGGGUAAAAAUGCAGUUGAUAAAAUUGCAUCAUUAAUUUGUGAAAAGAACUUUAAUGUUGAUGAGUUCAAUGGUUUGAUAUCAAAAUCCAAAGACUUAUAA